AUGGAAUGUCAAACAUUAUCGACAAAGAUGCGCGCCGAGCAAAUGGGAGAAUCUUACUUGAAGCUCGCAGAAAAACAUAACUGGACAAAUCCAGAUGGAAGCUACCUACCCAUCAAUCUUAAAAACUUGUGUAAAUUCAUUGAAUACAAAGGAUCAACUAAUAUAAAAGAAUCAAUAAAGUGGUAUUUGCAAUUCUUGGGCAAAUAUCAACUAAAUAAAAAUGCGAUCCGCGACCUCAAAAAUUGGAAAUUAUUAUGCGAGCACAAGCAUGUUCAAUUCCUUCUGAAGCACAGAACGAAUAAAUAUCCUCGGCAAUAUAAACGGAUCGAUUUUGUUGAUAAAGUUUAUCAUAAGAUAUUUGAUAAAGGCAGAAGAAAACGCAUCCCUGUUUAUAAACAUAAAAAUCAAUAUGUCAGAAGGAAAGAAUUAGACGCCGUUAAAAUUCAGAAUACGUGUGGGUUCUUUCCUUGCUUUAACCCACUUGAAUAA
This is a messenger RNA of Ambispora leptoticha, 489 nucleotides long. NCBI's taxonomy places the organism in Eukaryota, Fungi, Glomeromycota, Glomeromycetes, Archaeosporales, Ambisporaceae. The record is from the annotation of a GenBank genome assembly.